Molecule: messenger RNA, 1607 nt
Organism: Drosophila teissieri
Lineage: Eukaryota; Metazoa; Arthropoda; Insecta; Diptera; Drosophilidae
Gene: Cyp4d2
Product: cytochrome P450 4d2
Exons: 5
Coding region: 50-1558 (502 amino acids)
Molecular function (GO): oxidoreductase activity, acting on paired donors, with incorporation or reduction of molecular oxygen; iron ion binding; heme binding
Source: RefSeq, a predicted model, not a curated record
AAGAUUUAUAGUAUCGUUCAGUAGAAAGGCGUUUCUCGGUCGAUGCACAAUGCUGGGUGUUGUUGGAGUGCUCCUCCUGGUGGCGUUCGCCACGCUGCUUGUGUGCGAUUUCCUUUGGCGCAGGCGGGGCAAUGGUGUUCUGCCGGGUCCGCGGCCACUUCCCUUGCUGGGCAACCUGCUCAUGUACCGCGGCCUGGAUCCUGAACAAAUCAUGGACUUUGUCAAGAAGAACCAGCGCAAGUACGGUCGCCUAUACAGGGUGUGGAUUCUCCACCAGUUGGCCGUGUUCUCCACGGAUCCGCGAGACGUGGAGUUCGUGCUAAGCAGCCAGCAGCAUAUAACCAAGAACAAUCUGUACAAGCUGCUCAACUGCUGGCUGGGCGACGGAUUGCUGAUGAGCACGGGCAGGAAGUGGCAUGGACGCAGGAAGAUCAUCACGCCCACGUUCCACUUCAAGAUACUGGAGCAGUUCGUCGAGAUCUUCGACCAGCAGAGCGCUGUGAUGGUGGAGCAGCUUCAGUCCCGGGCAGACGGCAAGACGCCCAUCAACAUCUUUCCUGUGGUUUGUCUAACUGCCCUGGAUAUAAUUGCAGAAACUGCGAUGGGCACAAAAAUCAAUGCCCAAGAAAAUCCCAAUCUGCCCUAUGUCCAGGCUGUCAAUGAUGUCACCAACAUCUUGAUUAAACGUUUCAUUCACGCUUGGCAGCGGGUGGACUGGAUUUUCCGGCUAACGCAGCCAACGGAAGCUAAACGCCAGGACAAAGCCAUCAAGGUGAUGCACGACUUUACCGAGAACAUUAUCCGUGAGCGGCGUCAAACGCUGGUCAACAACUCGAAGGAUACAACUCCUGAGGAGCAAGUGGAUUCCUUGGGCCAAAAGCGACGCAUGGCUCUGCUGGAUGUGCUGCUGCAGUCCACAAUCGACGGCGCCCCCUUGAGCGAUGAGGAUAUCCGCGAGGAGGUUGACACGUUCAUGUUCGAGGGCCAUGACACCACAACCUCGGCGAUUUCCUUCUGUUUGUAUGAGAUCUCCAGGCAUCCGGAGGUGCAACAGCGACUGGUGCAGGAGAUUCGCGACGUUCUCGGCGAGGAUCGAAGGCGGCCAGUUACCCUUCGUGAUCUGGGCGAGCUGAAGUAUAUGGAGAACGUGAUCAAGGAGUCGCUGCGCCUGCACCCACCAGUGCCCAUGAUCGGCCGCUGGUUCGCCGAGGAUGUGGAAAUACGUGGCAAGCGUAUUCCGGCGGGCACUAACUUUACGAUAGGCAUUUAUGUCCUCCUUCGUGAUCCUGAGUACUUCGAGUCUCCCGAUGAGUUCCGACCGGAGAGAUUCGAGGCAGAUGUUUCGCAGAUUCAUCCGUAUGCGUACGUCCCGUUCUCCGCCGGACCAAGAAACUGUAUUGGCCAGAAGUUUGCCAUGCUGGAAAUGAAGAGCACCGUCAGCAAGCUGCUCCGUCACUUCGAGCUGCUGCCCCUGGGUCCUGAACCCCGGCACUCGAUGAACAUCGUCCUGCGGUCGGCCAACGGCGUUCAUCUGGGCUUGAAGCCUCGCGCCUCAUGAGGAAUUCAUGUCUCCUGUAUUUAGCUUAGAAUAAACGUGUAUACAAGUA